Messenger RNA from Salvelinus sp. IW2-2015, 3499 nucleotides. Its product is annotated as phosphatase and actin regulator 2-like. Lineage: Eukaryota; Metazoa; Chordata; Actinopteri; Salmoniformes; Salmonidae. Gene Ontology annotation, molecular function: actin binding. Gene Ontology annotation, biological process: actin cytoskeleton organization. The record is from RefSeq and is a predicted model, not a curated record.
CUCAUCUGCAUAAAGGRAUGACAGGCAUUCUUGAGCUGAAUCAGUGGUUUUGAGACCCAGCGGGUUUUUUCAAGAGUUUUAUCCCAACAAUUGUCUACUGCCUGAAGUAGGUGAAAUGAACUUUAGGAUUAGGCGAUGGCUACGAUUUUGUGGUGAAAAAAAAAGUUCCUCGGGGACCGCGUGAUUGUUGCUUUUUCGGUCAAUUGAAGACAGAAUGGGCCAGACGUCUGUCUCUACCUUGUCUCAAAAUGCGAGCGGUGUUGACGGACUGGAAAAAAUGUUCUCUUGCCAGCUGUGAUGUUGUGGUGGGCAGCACCCAGACUCCUCCACUGAAGCAGAAGGGAAGCUCUCCUAUAGGGAAGAUCUUCAAACCCUGGAAAUGGCGCAAGAAGAAAACCAGCGACAAGUUUCAGGACCUAUCCAUAUUUCUGGAGAGGAAAAUCUCCACGAGGCAAAGUCGAGAGGAGCUGAUAAGACGAGGAGUCCUCAUUCCGGAUCAAGGACCAGAGGACCCAGUGAACCCUGAGACUCUAAAUGGCCACGCCACGCUUAGUCUGGGGUCAGAGGAGGUCAAAGUUGACAUAGAGUCUCCUGAAACGCCUUCAGAGGAGAAGACCGAAGAGUCAGAGAAUUCUGAAGACAAAGCAGUGACAAAUGAAAACAAAGCUACUCCAAAUGGGUACCAGGCCAGAACGAACCAGGCCAGAAUGCGGGAGGCCCCCCAAAAAAGCCCUACCACUGCACCUCCCAAAUCAGCUGGUGGGGUUACAGCAGGGCGCAGGGACGGGACCACGGGCGGUAAAAAGCUGGCCAAAAGCACAGGCAAGCAAGCUUCUGCUCUGUCCCACAAACAAAACCCUCGAAACAAUUACCGUGGGAGCGCCAAAUCCUCUCAUCCUAAGAAAACUGGAGGCACAUCCAAGACCACUGCCCAGUCCUCAUYCUCCUCAUCGUCCACACCGUGUACCACAAAGAUCUCGAAGGACAGGCCUGCCAAUCCAACCGGGACAGAGAAGACCAACAAGCGCGAGCUCCAACUAGCAACUGACCCUUCCCGCUUCUCUGGAGCCCCCAAGGCCUCCCCAGACACAGACAGCCUACCAGGUGAAAGAUGGCUCACGGGUCCUGGGGAUGGGAACCAGGGGGGUAAGGAGGAUCCCUCUUCUGGCCCAGAUGGCAGGCCUGCUGCUCAGGAUGACUCCUCUCUGCCUGGGGUGGAUAAAGACAAUGCCUCAGGUGCUGGCCCUCAGGACCCUGGAGAGAAAGCGCCCCUUGUCAACAGCACCACUGAGGACACUUCCUUCACUGAGUCUCAAAACGAGAGCUCCACGGAGGAAGCCCUGGGGACUGGGAAAGAUGGAGGUGACCAUGAGCAACAGUCGGGGGACGAAGACCAUGACUUAGAGAAAAAUCGGAGGCCUACCAAUGGGAUUGGUGAGAAGCUCCACAGUGUUAACCUGGAGAGCCCAGAGGUUACAGUCAUCCCAGACAGCACUACGGAGUCUGACUACCACUCCACAGUCAGCGACUCCGACUCAGAUGGGCCCAUCCUCUACCGAGACGAAGAAGAGGACGAGGAUGACGAGGACGAGUAUACCACAAGCUCUCUAGCCAGUAAGAUCCGCCGCAGGGACACCCUGGCCAUCAGACUUGGCAACCGGCCCAGCAAGAGAGAGCUGGAGGAAAAGAACAUCCUGCCUCGUACCUCUGAGACCGAGAGGCAGGAACUCCGCCAGCAGAUUCACUCCAAGCUAGUGAGACGACUUAGUCAGAGGCCCAGUACUGAGGAACUGGAGCAGAGGAACAUUCUGAAACAGACAAAUGAUGCUGAUCAACAUGAAGCCAUACAAGAGAUUAAAAGGAGGCUCUCCCGAAAGCUGAGUGUGAGGCCGACAGUAGCAGAGCUGGUGGCUCGGCGGAUUCUGCGCUUCAAUGAGUACGUGGAGUGCACAGAUGCUAAGGACUAUGACCGUCGCGCAGACAAACCCUGGGCCAGGCUCACGCCAGCUGACAAAGCUGCUAUCCGUAAAGAACUGAAUGAGUUCAAAAGCAAAGAGAUGGAAGUUCAUGAAGAGAGCAAGCAAUUUACCAGAUUCCAUCGGCCCUGAGGCAUUUCUAUCUCCAGUGGGGGUGCUGGUCGGCUGCCGGCACUGCCUAAAGGCUCUCUCUCCCCGCUGCGGGCUUCACCAUCGGGCUUUUCCCUGUGGCCUGGAUGCCCCUAGGCACGGACACAUGGACACCGUCUCCCAGGGCCAACCUGUCUCCAGCUCUACAGAUCAAUAGAGGUUGAUUACAUUGGGCCACACCUGCUUACACAGACCAGACUGGGCUUUAGUGCUGUGUGAAAAGUGACAGAGAGGGAGGCCAGUAUCCAUGAAGGACAAAACUGUUGCACUUUGUAACACAGCACUGAUUUCAUUACCUACAUACUUUUUGACUUCCCUAAAGCACCUUAACAGGCCUUGACCAAGUCCCCAUGGACUGGAAGGGAAAUGGUUUUGCAACUAUGACAAUGUUGUAGGUUAGGCAAGUCCAGCCAAAGGUAACAGUAAUCAAAUCAAUGUUUAUUUGUGAUAUGCACAGGAUAUAACGUAAACCGUGCAAUGCAAUGCUUACUUGCACGCUUCCUCAACAGUGCAAUGACAAAUAUAACCAAAUCAGACACAUAGUCCUUAACUUAACGUAAUCAUGGAAGUGCAUGGCAAGGUGUUAGGAAGAAAUGGUUACGUUUACCGCCACGUGGUCUUGAUGGUGGAAAUUAAGGUGUUUGGGUCUUGUUUUAAGGGGUGAUUGUUGAUGCUGAUCUCAAAGUGGCUGGGACAACAUGAAUUUUGCCUAGAUAGUAAGGAAUAUGUAUCGUUACUGUUUUUGUCAUGUUUUCUGGAACACUUACCAUUAUUGAGCAUAUCUUUUACAGAGACAGAGCAGAGUGAACCCUAUUGAUCUAUGUAGGCUAUUCUUCCAUUCUCUCUUUCCAAAUUUAGAGCAAGUUCAGAACACAUUGGUCUGCCCUUCAGAUUGGUUGAGCUGUUAAUAAUGGAUGGUCUGUGUAGUUUGAAAGUAUAUGAUAAAUGUUAGUAUUUUACGGUCCCAGAUGAAUCCAUUGAGCUUUUUUCCUGGUCAUAAAAUGUGAAGCAUUUCUUUGAUAUUUCUGUGAUGAGGUGCACCAAUCAAUUUACAUUCAUUUCAGACUGCUAAGGGCAGCUGUAGAAUAUAGGAGGGGAACCAUAGUAUUCAUGCCAAUGUUUUUCUCAUUCUAUGGAUUUUUUGUACAUAAUGUAUAUCAGAUGCAUGAUCACAAGUUUACUGCCAAUUACCCGAUAGAUUUUUACAUGUGAUGUGAUGUACAGGAUUAGUUUUGUAUUGAUGGCGCUAUGUGCUGUUCAUAUGUGAGUACUGUAUCUUUGAAUUAUGCCUGUACAUAAUAUUCAUGUAUAUACAGUACCAGUCAAAAGUUUGGACACACCUGCUCAUUAAAGGGUUUUUCUUUAUUUUUACU